UGACACCCCUUUUCCCCGCAGAGGAUGCUGCAGCAGGACGGCGCCGCCGCUGCCGUCAAGCGGGAGGAGGACGACUUGGGCAAGUUCGUGGACUUGGACUUCAUCCUGGCGCACACCAGCAGCGGCGGGCAGGGGCCACCCGGCCCCGGCCCCAACUACCCACUGCCCGAGACCCCCGAGAGCUGCGGCACCACCUACGACAGCGACGGCUCCUACUCCACCCCGGGCAAGUACCCGGCGCCUUAUCCCGAGGGCCAGGGCCACAGCUACGUGGCCGAGCUGCUCACCCCGGACCUGCCCGGCCACUGCGACCUGCAACGGCGGGAGUACACGGAGCUGCGGGUGCCCGGAGGACCCUCUCACCACCACCCCCAUCACCACCCGCCCCUCCACCCGGCUCUGGCCCGCCCGCUGCCCCUGGACCCCGCGCAGCCCUUCGGGUCCCGCAUCAAGAAGGAGCAACCGGAGGAUCGCGCCUGCAUGCUGGGGCUGCCCGCCGCCGACUACCUGGGGCCGGGCGGUGGCGAGCACAAGCCACGCGUAGCGCCGGGUCCCGGACCGGGAUCGGUGCCGGGGCCACCGCUGCCCUACCCGGGCUUCGCCCACGGCCGCCUGGGUCCCCCCGAGGAGCCGCUGCCCGGCGCCGACCCCCAUCUCCUGGCCGACCUGCCGCCCCACUACGCCGUGGCCCCGCACCGCUACGCGCCCCACUUCGCCCCCCAACCGCCGCCGCAGUUUCAUGGACACUUCAGUGUUUUCAGGGAGCCCCUGAAGGGGCCGGGGCCGGCGGGGUUGCCCGGGCUGCUGGUCACGCCGCCCAACUCCCCGGUGCUGGAGUACUUCCCGGCCGGAGCCCCCCCCGAGGACUGCAAGCCCAAGCGCGGCCGCCGUUCGUGGGCGCGUAAGCGGACGGCCACGCACAACUGUGAAUACCCGGGCUGCGGCAAGACCUACACCAAGAGCUCCCACCUCAAGGCGCACAUGCGGACCCACACGGGCGAGAAGCCCUACCACUGCACCUGGGAAGGCUGUGGCUGGAAAUUUGCCCGCUCCGAUGAGCUGACCCGCCACUACCGCAAGCACACGGGGCACCGGCCCUUCCAGUGCCACCUCUGCGAGCGGGCCUUCUCCCGCUCCGACCACCUCGCCCUCCACAUGAAGCGGCACAUGUGAGCGGCAGGCUGGGGCUGGACGCGCUGUCCCUGGAGCCAGCUCACCGUGUAAAUAGCGUGGGGCUGGGGAUGGCACCGGGGAGCAGCCCGGCCGCCCAGCCCUCUCCGCUUGUAGCUGAUAAAUAGUUUUCUCCUCCUGCCCUUGCUGUGAGAGCUGGGCCCGGCCGAGUGGUGGGGAAGGGCUGCUUUUGGGGUGUAGAUGGGGGAGCAAAGCUGCAAGAAGUGUCUCUAGCCCCUGCUCGGGUACCACCACUCAGCUCUCCACACCUGGAGCGUUUCCCCCCCCCACCAGCCUGGUGAGUGACGAGGCUGGUGCAGCAAGGAUCUGUCCCCAGAGCUCCUGGCUUGUAUUUGGCAUGAGCUUAAAACCCUUCCUCCUCCCCUGAUCUUGGCAUCCCCCUGGCUCCAGGGACUCUGGGGGCAGACUUUGGCCAGAGACCUGCGCCCACUGAAUGUGUGGGUUGCAGCACUGGGAAGUGGAUUGCUAGUCUUCUUGGUUGUGGCCAUCAGAACAAACCUCCUGACCCAAAAGCCCAGGCUGGAUGGGGCGAAGGUGGGACCUGACUGUGGCUCAUGGCUAUAAAGGUUUGCAGGGGUUGGCAGCGCAGUGUCACCUUGCAAAGGGAGCAGGGAUGCUCCCAUUGCCAGCUUGGGACCCUGAUGGGAGUCCCGUCCUGGCCAUUCCCACAGUUUUCUGCUCAGGAGUCUACAAUGGCUCUCCUGGCUCUUGUCUGCUUUCAUUUGUCAUGUUCUUCCCCUCAGGAUGACACCAGGUACUGCUGCAGCUGCCUUCCCCGUGCUGCUUCUUAAUAUUUAGUGUGUAAAGGACAGUGAGUCCAGCUAUGAAUGCCCAGGUCUCUGCUAUACUUGAAACUUUCGUAGAGGGAUAAAAAAAAAAAAGAAAGAGAAAACUCAAAAGAAAAUGAGUCUUUUUAUGUGCAGCUUCUGCAAAGCAAGUUGUAAAUUAAACAAAGCAGUAAUAUAUAAUGUUUCUGGUUUUUUAAUAUAUUUUUUUCUUCCAGCUGGGAACACAGAUGAGUCUCGGCUUUGGGAAGUGCACUGUUCCCGUCUGUGUAUAUUGUUAAUUAACAUUUCUCUGCUUGGGCACGUUAGGUCUCUUGCACUCCGAAAUGUUACUUUUCUUUAUAUGCAAACUGUUGAAAUAUUGUGAUCUGCUGUAUAAUAAAUAAACAAAAUGUAAACAUGAAA
This is a messenger RNA of Calidris pugnax (ruff), 2381 nucleotides long. RefSeq names its product Krueppel-like factor 2. Gene Ontology annotation, biological process: regulation of transcription by RNA polymerase II. The transcript has 2 exons. Gene Ontology annotation, molecular function: DNA-binding transcription factor activity, RNA polymerase II-specific; RNA polymerase II cis-regulatory region sequence-specific DNA binding. The record is from RefSeq and is a predicted model, not a curated record. Bases 25 to 1173 code for a protein of 382 amino acids. NCBI's taxonomy places the organism in Eukaryota, Metazoa, Chordata, Aves, Charadriiformes, Scolopacidae.